ACAACUCGCAGCAUAUUACCACCACCGCCACCCGACAAACCACCGCCGGGCGCAAGUGGCGCGCCGCUAUAAAACGCCGCCACGGGCCCUGCCGCAACUCCCCAAACCGGCCGACCAAGAGAGAGCACACGAGCGCUAGUAGCGAGCGAGCUAAGAACAAUCCCUUGUGUUUCCAAGAUGAGCGUGGAGAUCCUGGACGGGCGGACGGUGCAGAGCUUCGUGGAGGACGAGGGCGCCUUCAACUCGUGCGUGGACGCCCGGUUCGCGGCGCUGGACGCGGACCGCGACGGCCGGCUCUCGUACGCGGAGAUGGCGCGGGAGCUCGCGGCGCUGCGCGUGCGGGAGGCGCACUUCGGCGCCGACGCGCCGGCGCCCGCGGCCGAGCUCGCGCAGCUCUACGGGGCGCUCUUCGCGCGCUUCGACCGCGACGGGGACGGCGCCGUGGGGCCGGACGAGUUCCGCGCCGAGAUGAGGGAGGUCAUGCUCGCCGUCGCCAGCGGGCUCGGCGUGCUCCCCGUCCAGAUGGUCGUCGAGGAAGGCGGCCUCCUCAGGAGGGCCGUCGACAGGGAGCUCGCCGCCACCAUGGCAGCCUGAACGCCACUAAGCCGGCUCGCGGCUCGCCUCGCCGUCGUCGUCAUGCGCCGUUGAUCCCUGUGCUGAUGCUGACCUCGCUGUGGCGUCGCAGUUCACGGUUCUUUGAGAGUUUCCCAUGCAGUAUCUCGUAGUACACUCAUCAUAACGUGUAGUGCCUUACAAGCUAUCGCGCACAAGAGUAUUUGGAUUGUGUACUUAUGUACUAGAAUUAACGCUGGGUGAGAUUUCAUCAGGCUUUCAGCUCUGUAACCGUGACAGUAUUUAUAUAUGCAACCGGAGUGUGUUGACGACUUUC
This is a messenger RNA of Panicum hallii, 889 nucleotides long. RefSeq lists its product as uncharacterized. The transcript has a single exon. Gene Ontology annotation, molecular function: calcium ion binding. NCBI's taxonomy places the organism in Eukaryota, Viridiplantae, Streptophyta, Magnoliopsida, Poales, Poaceae. The record is from RefSeq and is a predicted model, not a curated record. Bases 178 to 594 code for a protein of 138 amino acids.